Molecule: messenger RNA, 1311 nt
Organism: Coffea arabica (coffee)
Lineage: Eukaryota; Viridiplantae; Streptophyta; Magnoliopsida; Gentianales; Rubiaceae
Product: serine carboxypeptidase-like 18
Biological process (GO): proteolysis; secondary metabolic process
Molecular function (GO): acyltransferase activity, transferring groups other than amino-acyl groups; serine-type carboxypeptidase activity
Source: RefSeq, a predicted model, not a curated record
AUGCCUUACACUUUCUUUUCUGGACCAGUAAUUUUGGAGCCAGUGUCGUUCGAUGGCACUCUGCCCAAGUUGGUAUUAAAUCCCUCUACUUGGACCAAGGUUGUAAGCAUCAUCUUUCUGGAUUCACCAGUAGGAACGGGUUUUUCUUAUGCUAAGACUGCACAAGCUUCUCAAUCUUCUGAUUUACUAGCCUCUGAUCAAGCUUAUGAAUUUAUCAGGAAGUGGCUACAUGAUCACCCAGAGUACAAGUCGAAUCCAUUCUAUGUUAGUGGAAUCUCGUAUGGGGGCAUUCCUGUUCCAAUAUUAACUCAACUUAUAUCAAAUGGAAACGAGGACGGCAUUGAACCAUGUAUUGAUCUUAAGGGAUACAUACUUGGAAAUCCAGUGACGAAAGCUUCAGGACUUCUGAACUAUAGGGUUCCGUUUGCUUAUGGGAUGGGGCUGAUAUCUGAGUCCUUGAAGGUUAGCUGUAAAGGGGAAUAUGAAAUCAUAGAUCCUAGUAAUCCAGUGUGUUCGAAAAAUAUGCAGGCAUACAAUGAGUUGGUUCGUAAUAUUGACGAUGAACAGAUCUUGAUUCCCGUAUGUCAUCCCCUUUCACGAGAGCCAAAUAAAUUAUUUACUGGUGGGAGAUCCAUUAUGCAAAUGUUGUAUGAGAAGUUUGAAGAGCUAGACGUUCGGGAAUCUACUCCAGUCAAAUGUCGAAUGGAAUGGGUUAAGCUCGUUGAGCACUGGGCUAACAACAAAAGUGUCCAAGAGGCCCUCCAUGUGCGAAGGGAAACUAUCGGACAGUGGUUAAGAUGCAACGAUACCUUGCCAUACAUAGAAAAUGCAGGGAGUGUUGUAUCAUAUCAUGCAAACCUUAGCACUAAAGGUUAUAGAUCCCUUAUAUACAGUGGUGACCAUGAUCUGAUGGUACCGCACAUUGAAACUCAAGCAUGGAUAAGAUCUCUACAUUACCCAAUUAUUGACGAUUGGAGGGAGUGGAUUCAUCAAGGCCAAGUUACCGGCUAUACAAGGACCUAUGCAAAUAGGAUGACAUUUGCAACAGUGAAGGCAAGAAAUUCCUGUUUCUAUUGCUUCAAUGCAAGAUUUGUUCACAUGGCAACAACUAACAACAUGGAUCUCUCUAUUUAUGAUGAGCCUGGCAACAUCGUUCAAAUCCUGCUAGUGCUAAGGGGAAUGGGGCACAUAUGGGUGCACGGGCUCAAGUUUUUGCCUACUCAUAUGGGAAGGAGGAAUGCCAGGCUCAAUCAAUAUGGGAAGAUGAGACGUGCCCAAUCAACAAAAACCUCGAGGAGAGAUAGAAGGUGA